AUUUUCAUUUUCUACGUAUAUGAAGUGGGGGGUAAAAUUUAGCGCUAUGCCAAAGUAACUUUUCCACGCGGACGGAGUCGCGGGCGAAAGUUAGUAAGAAAUACAUCUUCCUUGUGAAUGUUAGUUUUGACCUCCUAAACUAAGUUUAAUCGAAUAUACCAGUAAAUAUUUUUUACCGCACUAUUGUGUUGGACUGUUGGUAUAGAAUGAACACCUUGACACUAUACAAUGCCGCGUAACAGUUUAUAUAAAUCAGAUGGCGUUCCGUUGAUUUUAAUAGUGAGCGAGCUUUCAUUUGGUGUGACCAGUUCGCUUCGGGAAUAUGAAGAGAAAAGUUUGUGCGUUUUUCGCGUUCAGCAGUGUCGUGUCAAUAUUCGGAGCCUUACCUGAUGUCCAGAAAUGUAAUCUGACCGAUGCAGUAUGCCUGAAGACGUCAGCGCAAUCGAUGGUGCCGCAGCUAACCGAUGGAUUACCGGAUUUGGGGUCUAAGGUGUUAGAUCCCCUUUACGUGGAAGCCAUAAAAGUUGACCUUGCCGGAUUGAAGUUGGCGCUUACUGAUGCACAGAUAACUGGAAUGAAAGAUACAAUCAUUGACAAAUUGAGCGUGGAUUUAGCAAAAAAACAGAUACAAGUUAUCUGUCACGUCAGUGUUUACUUGAAGGGUAAAUAUAAGGCUUCAGGGAAACUCCUCAUUUUGCCCAUCACAGGUGAUGGGGACACAACUAUUAAACUAAAGAAUCUCAGGAUCCAAAUGAUAUACCCGUUCAACCUUGUUAAGAAUUCGGAAGGAAAGGACGUUAUCGACUUAAGCAGCUACAGAUAUAGCUAUGACGUCAAAGACAACGCGCACUUUCAUAUGACGAAUUUGUUUAAUGGUAACAAACAAUUAGGUGACGUGAUGUUGACCUUUAUGAAUCAAAAUUGGAAAGCGUUGACGCAGGAAUUCGGAAAACCACUCCUCGAAAUACCCAUGGAGAUGGUUUACAAUACAGUCAAAACAUAUUUAAAAUCUCAACCUUUAGAGGACAUAGCUAAUUUAUAAGACAAUGCCAAAGAACCUUUAUUUUUAAGAUUGUAAGUAGAUUUUAUAUUGCAUAAUUGAGAUGAAUGGGUCAUUGUAAGAAAUAUCACAAUAGUAAUUUAAUUUAUUGGAGUGGUCGUUGCAUUCGUAUCAAGCGAUGAAACGGUGUUCGAAUAUCGCAGGAAAGAACCAAAUAUUUCUAAUGAAAUAAGUACUUUACAAUUCAUGUUUGACUUCUACGGUGAAGGAAUAAUAAACAUCGUGUAGUAAAAAUCAAACCCGAAAAAUUAUGAUUUGCGUAAUAGCUGCUGGUUGAACGUCUUGUAAUUCCGCACGAGUGGGUACCACCACUACCACCCUGCCUAUUUCUGCUGUGAAGCAGCAAUGCGCUUUGGUUUGAAGGGUGGGGCAGCCGUUGAACUGUAAAAACUGAGACCUUGGAACUCAUUCAUGUCUGUCAUGCCAUGUGGGUGGUGGCAUUUACGUUGUAGAAGCUUAUGGGCUCCGGUAACCACUUAAAACCAAAUGGCCGUGAGUUCGUCCACCCGUCCAAGCUAAAAAAAACUUAUGUUUGUUUCUGAUAUUGUUAUUAGUUUUUUACAAAAUGAAAAAAAUUACUACAUUUUUGUGAGGGUAUUUUUAAGAAUGUCACAGAAUUGGGUUGAUAAAUAUAAUUAGAAUCUUAUUAAAAUAAGCUUGUCAAGAAUGUGAUAAUUGAAACAUAUUAUAUUUAAAGUUAUAUUUAUAUACACAAUUUAUUUGGGAAAUGAUACUGAUUAUUUUUUACCAUAUUUUUCGAUUGCUAAACAUUACUUGCAUUGAAAAACACAUUUGUUGUUUUGAUUUAUUUCCAAAUCCUGUAUUAUUAAUAAACGUUACCUACUCCUUUUCGGAAAACAACAACAUUGUUUGAGAUAAAAAAAUAUGUUAAAUAAGCUAUUUAGUUUAAUAAUAAGGUCUUAGAAUGUAAUCUAUUUCUUCUAUGUUAGUGCUUUUGUGUAUAGAGCUUUAAAGAGAAAAUUGCAUAAAAUGUAAUUAAGGAUUC
Bombyx mori (domestic silkworm) is the source of this 2066-nucleotide messenger RNA. RefSeq names its product circadian clock-controlled protein daywake. Lineage: Eukaryota; Metazoa; Arthropoda; Insecta; Lepidoptera; Bombycidae. The record is from RefSeq and is a predicted model, not a curated record. The coding region runs from base 323 to 1042 and encodes 239 amino acids. The transcript has 5 exons.